AUAUUAAUAUCACAUCUACUGAUAGUAUGCUACUUCAAACUAAUGUCAAUGUAUCACAAUGGACAUACUGUCCAAAGGAUUUUGGUAUCCACACUGUUAGUAUAGCUGCUGUCAAUAGUGUAGGAGAGGGGGAAGUAUUUAAUUACGACUUCAAUGUAACAAAUUCUGUACUUUUAAGUAAUGAACUCAUACAACAAUAUCAUGAUGGUUUACAAAAUUGGAUUAUAGCUAUCAAAAUUGAAUUAUCCUCAUCCAGUUCAUCAUUAUGUAUCAGUCAAGUAUCAUUACAAGAAACUAAUAGUACCGUCAGUUAUAAUACAACUAACAUAACUGUCAUCACUAUGAGUCAACUAAUAGCUACAUUCAAUAUCCCAUCUUCAGUAAUAGAUGACAGAUAUUACAACUUUACUAUAAUACUAUCACAAUAUGGUAGUGAUUUGUACACUACCAACUCUUCCCAUGUAGUUAUUAUUAGAUCUAGCUUCUUUGAUGUUAGUAGCUUUACAGUUCUCUCUACUGACAGCACUAAUACCAGUUUCAUGUGUGAGUUUGUACAUGGGUCACAAGCAAUUGGAUGUUACAUUGUCAUGCAUGAAACAUCAAUUGGACUAUACUACAUAACUACUGCUUUAAGAGAACUCAGAAUAGGAUCAAUCCCAGGGACUGUUGAACCUGGUCAAUACAGUAUCAGUGUCUAUGAUAUCAACAGUGAUGGAUCUGUUCAUUUAUAUUCACCUGCAGCUUCUACUUCAAUCAUUGUUAUUGCAUUGCCUACAAUUGAAUCUACUUUCAGUUCUUCUAGUAUUCCUUUAUUCUCAAUAAGCCAGACAACAACAGUGCGGAAUUUAAAAUCUCCUACUGUUUCUACUGCAUCAACUUUACUUACAAUAACUGGAGGUGUUACACUGGGAUUGUCACUCAUAGUUUGCUUUGCAUCUAUUUUUAUAAAUUUCUCUAUUGUAAUCUGGUGCAGGAAAAAAGGUAACACAAUGAGAACUGAAGAAGAGAGGAAUCCAUCACCACCUGCCCAAUAUGAAAACCUUGAGAUGAUAACUGGUACUAAUGCUAAUGUCAAUAACAUACCAACCAAUGAAUGCUCUGCAUAUGGAGUUGUGAUACAAAGACACUGAAAACC
Molecule: messenger RNA, 1135 nt
Organism: Amphimedon queenslandica
Lineage: Eukaryota; Metazoa; Porifera; Demospongiae; Haplosclerida; Niphatidae
Exons: 6
Coding region: 27-1130 (367 amino acids)
Source: RefSeq, a predicted model, not a curated record